AUGGCUUUUUCCACUGCCCUGCUGAGCUACGCUCUGUACGUCGGCGUUGCUUUUGUUCUCGCCCGCAUAUGUUACGAGCUCUUAUUCUCACCUCUAAGACGCAUUCCUGGCCCUCUCAGCGCCAAAUUUACAGACUUCUUUCGCGCGUAUCUUGCCACGAAGGGCCAUGUUGACGGCCAUAUGCGCGCAUGGCAUCGGAAAUGGGGUUCCGCUGUGCGUGUUGGGCCGAAUACUGUCAGCAUCAGUGACCCGGACUUGAUUCGGGUUAUCUACACGACCAGAAACCCUUGGCGCAAAACUAACAUGUACCGCCCGAAUGAUGUUGUCGUCAACGGGCAGCGCAUUCCAAACAUCUUCAACACCCAAGAUGAAGACUUCCACACCAAGUUCACCAAGCCCAUCAGGGGCUUCUGGACCCUUCCCAAGAUGCUAGAAGCCGAACCCCUCAUGGACGAGACGCUAUGUGAUCUUGUCAGACAUCUCGACAAUCGUUUUGCCAGCACUGGCUACGUCUGCAAGAUGGACGAAUGGGUCUCUUACUACGCCUGGGAUGCAGCGGCUAACAUCAGCUUUGGGCGCGAUUACGGCUUUAUGGAGAAGGGCGGGGAUGUCGAGAACAUCAUUGCUGAGAGUACAGCGGGACUCAAGUACUUCGCCCCCGUGAGCCAGAUCCCGUGGAUUGACGAGUGGCUCGACAAGAAUCCCAUUAAGCGCAUUGGUCCUCGCCCUCUGGUGAACGGUGUCAUGUACACCAUCAAGAUUCUCACGGAGUACCAACAACAGGUUGCUUCGGGUGCCGCCAAGAGAAAGCCUGUGGAUUUGUUUAUCGACAAGUAUAACAGCCUGAAGGAAACAGUUGACUUUGUCGAUGAUCAUCAGGUCAUCAACUGGCUGAUGUUGAACGUUUUGGCCGGCGGCGAUUCAACAGCUGGUGCUAUGCGCGCUCCUGCUUACCAUCUCCUCAAGAACCCCGCUGUUUGCGAGAAGAUGGUCGCCGAGCUUCGUUCCGCCGACCUCACCCUUCCUGUUCCUCAGUGGAAGGAAAUUAGCCAACUCCCCUACUUCGACGCAGUCAUGCGCGAGGCCGUACGCAUCUCACCCGCUGUUGGUCUCAUCCUCGAGCGUGAAGUGCCCAAGGAAGGACUCGAGCUUUCAGACGGCCGCUUCAUCCCCGCUGGUACAAAGGUCGGCAUUAACCCCUGUGUGAUCACACGGGACGUUGGUGUAUUUGGUGAAGACGCUGAUACCUUCCGACCUGAGAGAUGGCUUCGCAGCAAGGGCGAGACGGAACAAGGACAUGCUCAUCGUGUGCGACGUAUGCACGAGUGUACUGAGAUGAUGUUUGGCCAUGGUUCGCGUGUGUGUAUGGGUAAGCACAUGGCUAAGUUGGAGAUGUACAAGAUGUUUGCUACGCUUUACGCAAACUUUGAUGUUCGGAUUACUGACCCAAAUCAUAAGUGGAAGUAUGAUAAUUCCUGGUUUAUGUAUCAUAGCGAUAUUCCUUGCACAAUUGCUCGCCGGCAAAAGGCGUAA
Molecule: messenger RNA, 1533 nt
Organism: Fusarium sp. VM40
Lineage: Eukaryota; Fungi; Ascomycota; Sordariomycetes; Hypocreales; Nectriaceae
Source: the annotation of a GenBank genome assembly